GGUGCCUACGCCAAGGAAACACUGCAGUUCUUCGUUGAGCGUCUGCAGGACAGCAUCAGGUAGAGGAUCCUAUUGAAGUUUCUUCUGUGAAGAUCAGUGCGUUUAGACACUGAAACGCCUAAUCUUGCUGAUUAGAAUCACGGUGCAGCUGAUCGUGUCAGUCGUAGCGUGAAAAGAAGAAAAAUGAUACGUCUCGUGUAUGUUGUUGCUCUUGUGACGCUGUCCUCCGCACAAUUUCAACCACAACCCAGUGGUCGGAUUCUGGAAUCGCCGAAUCCAGCACUUUGCGCACAGAGAACCAUCCAUCAACGAUUCAAUGGAAAAGGCUAUUAUUUUUCAUGGGCUGAUCCAAGAACGGCUGGACAGGAAGUGGACUGGCUGUCGGGUAGAAAUUUCUGCCGACAACGUUGCAUGGAUCUAGUUUCAUUGGAGACCUCCGCCGAGAACGAAUUCAUCAAGAGCCGCAUCGUUCAAAACAAAGUGAGGUACAUCUGGACCUCCGGUCGUCUCUGUGACUUCAAAGGUUGCGACAGACCGGAUCUGCAACCCCUUCAUAUUAAUGGUUGGUUCUGGACCGCCGAGUUGCAGAAGUUAGCACCCACCAACGAUCGCGCCCAAAAUGACUGGUCCGAGAGUGGCGGUCUCGGCAAACCACAGCCUGACAAUCGUGAGGCUAUUCAGAACGGCGCUCCCGAGAAUUGCUUGGCUAUCCUCAAUCAAUUCUACAAUGAUGGAGUGAACUGGCAUGAUGUAGCGUGUCAUCACAAGAAACCAUGGGUCUGUGAAGACAAUGAAUCCCUCCUGAGAUACGUUCGCUUUGCCAAUCCCAACAUUCGCAUAUAAUGGAAAAAAACUUUACAGAACGAUAGUUUUACUUUCGUUCAACUGAAUUUAAGCACCUAUAAAGUAACAAUGUUCAAAUGUGUGUCUACGCCAGAAAAGCGACUGAGUAGCAUAUAGAACAUCUUAUUUAUUACUAUUAUAAUAUAUUAUAACAUUUCAUACUAUUAUAAUGUUAUAAUAUUUCACGAGACCCCAUACAG
Molecule: messenger RNA, 1043 nt
Organism: Camponotus floridanus (Florida carpenter ant)
Lineage: Eukaryota; Metazoa; Arthropoda; Insecta; Hymenoptera; Formicidae
Exons: 5
Coding region: 184-843 (219 amino acids)
Source: RefSeq, a predicted model, not a curated record